AUCAGGAGCAAUUUGAAUGGAGGAAGGCAUGUCAUUCCAACCUCAGUUUAUUGGUGUGUGUUUGAGCUCUGGGAAGAUGCUUGGUUCACCUAAUGGGAGGACCGGCUCCACCUGCUGCUCCCGUGAGGCAAUAUACAUCACAUUUCUGUCAGGUCGUAUGUGGUACAGAGAGGUGUGAGACCGGGUACAGGAAAAGGGUGGAGAGACGGAAGAAAGAGGGUGAGACAGGUGAGAGCAGAGGGAGUCGACAGGUGUAAAAACAACAGAGAGACAGGCAGCAGAGAGAAGCGAGGGAGGAGAUUCAGGAGAGUGGAAGCCACAGAGAAACAGGGAGGGAGAGAGGCGGCGGAGCGACAGACAGAGAGAAAGACGGGGAGGAGAGACGGCAGUGGAUUGGUCACAGCUCCGAGAGCACCGGAGGAACGAGCCGCUCGAUGAUGAGGACGCAGUUUCGGGAGCGCUGUGUGUUGUUGUUGUUGCUGCUGCUGUCGUCGUCGUCGUCCUGCUGCGGAGCGCGCGCGUGUUGACCAGCAGGGGAAAGCCCCCGAGCAUGGACCGCUGCUUGUGCUGAGCCCCUCGCCUCGACAGCGCCUGCACUCCCAGCGCCAUGGGCUCCAGGCUCAGCAGGCAGAGCAGUCUAGACAAUGAGAAUUUCUCCAAGAAGCGACGCAAGCUCCAGCCGGAGGAGGGCGAGAGGAGCAGCCGGACUGGCGGAGACUUCCUCUUCGCGAUGAUGCUCAAGUCGGACAAGCUGCCGGGGAUGCUGAGGAGAAGCAACCACAGCCCGUACGUCCGCAGGGUGGCGUGGAUCAAGGAGAUCCAGAAGCUGCUGCGGGAGCGCAGGAUCGAGCAGGCGACCGACGUGCUCAAGCUGCUGAGGAAGGACCUGGGUCUGGAGGGAAGCUCCCUCAACGACAUCUUGUACAAGAACGCUGCCUUCCUCAACCUGGUGGACCCAAUCUCCCACGAGCUGCUGCUGAGUCUGGCCAGAGAGAUGCAGUGUCCUAAAAAGGACGCCGACACCAUCAAGUCUUCGGACAAGAUUUGCCGGCAGCUGAUCUACCACCUGACCCCUCACUCCAAGUGGCUGAGGCAGAGCAUGUCCAGACGGAAAUCCCAGGCCUGUCUGAAGACCACGCUCCAGAAGAAGAUCUCCAGUGACUCAGUCGACCUGUCCGGCAUCCCUCUGUCCACCCGUGACGUGCGACAGGUGGCCUUCUACCUUCAGAACAACAAAGACAGCGUGGUCGCGGUGGACGUCAGCUUCACCGAGCUCCAGGACGACAACCUGAGGAUCCUUCUCCCCCUGCUGGCCUCCCUGCCCAAGCUCAGCACGCUGGCUCUCAACGGCAACCGCCUGACCCUGUCUAUCCUCAAGGACCUGACGGAGAUGCUGAAGGACCCUAAGAAGUUCUCCAGCCUGGCCUGGAUAGACCUGGGCAACAACGUGGACAUCUUCACCAUGCCGCAGCCGCUGCUGGUGGCCCUGCGCCGGCGCUGCAGCCUGAAGAGCAGCCUGCCCACCAUCUACGAGUACACAGAGGGGCAGCCCUACUGCUACCACCUGGAGACCUCCAUCGAGGAGCCAAGCCACUACGAAGAGGACGAGGAGGAGGGAGAUGUGGAGCUGGAGGACCUGGGGAACAAGUACGACCUGGAGCCGUGGGGUUUGGAGGAGAAACACGUCUCCAAAGACUUCACCCUCCACUACUGCGAGAGGUGAUGAGGCCUUCAAGGCUCCUCUGGAUGUGGUCGAAAUGUCCUCCCACAAUGUCCUCCCCUCCUCACGCCCCGAGCCCAAACAAGGUGACAACCCCAACCGAGCCAAAGUGACAAAGGUGGACUUACUGUGGCGGAGUUUCAUUGGAAGAUGGCUGGUGGAGUGAAGGUCCGCUCCUCUCUCGCUCUCUUGCUUCCUGUGUCUACGUCCUUCUCUCUAUCUUGGUGGCAGCGGCUGAGGUUCCAGACCCAGUGUUUAGAAGGGGAUGGGCAUCCCCGUGGUGGAGGGAGAGGAGUCCGUUCGUGUCCCGCGGGCUUCUCUACCGGGACUGAGAGUAUCUCCAGCAGGCAGGGCCGAGCUCCACAUCGUGUGUUCUCUGUUAAUCUCUCAACAAAAGCUAUGAGUUCAACGGACUAUACAGCCGGCCAAAACUGCUAGGUCAAGACUUUUUGCCCUCCCACCCUCCCCCCCAUCCCGAAUGUGUACUUGUACAUGCCCUUGUGUAGGCGUUAUGACGACACACAGAACCACGGCUCUGCUGUAAUGGCACCUCUGGUCGACACGGCUGGUCGUGUGUCGGCACCUGUAGCCCAAACCGCCCGUCCCACUCGUGUGUGUGUGUGUGCGGUCACCUGCUUCAGUGUGGUAGACACAUGACUGUUACGUGGAUUCUCGUCUCCCCGGCUGUGAGGUCAUGUUCUCUCCUGUAGCACAUUGUGAUUCGACGGACCAAAGCAGUGAUGCACUUUACGGCUUCUCCUUUAAUUCAAGAGGGUUUUCUGUUCGGUGUUUAAACACGGUUGACUCCUCUGAGACCAGGUGGCUCAUGAUUGUUAGAAGGACCGACCUGUACCCGCAUCACUGGAUAUCAAGUCAAUGUUCUGUCUCUUACGUGUUCGUAACAGAUGCUUCCUGUUUAUUGCUGUGAAAUGUUUCAUGUGUUUGUUUGGAUGUUUCGUCCGAUUCUCGAUGUCAUGAGGAUGGGGGGGUCGAGGUUUCAGUGAUGACGGACUUGGUUGAUUUAAAGGCUCCAUUUUCUUGUGUCCUCGUCCAAAUCUUGUUGCUUGUCUGUACUGUCUCUUUUUCAAACAAUAACGGAAAUAAAAGCAUAGAU
This is a messenger RNA of Synchiropus splendidus (mandarinfish), 2834 nucleotides long. It is a transcript of the gene lrrc75ba, whose product is annotated as leucine rich repeat containing 75Ba. The record is from RefSeq and is a predicted model, not a curated record. Lineage: Eukaryota; Metazoa; Chordata; Actinopteri; Syngnathiformes; Callionymidae. The transcript has 4 exons. The coding region runs from base 608 to 1723 and encodes 371 amino acids.